GUGUGUGUGUUUUUCUGUUUUGUGCAAAACCGCAUCCAAAAUCGAUCGACCGCUCGCCAUCGUGUGUGCCAUCGAAAACAAAUCGCGUUGUAAUUUGUGUGCAUUUCUCCCUCCCCCGAGGUGGCAAAAGUGCAAGACAACUGCAUUCAGCGUGCAACGAUCCCGAUCUAUCCUGUGUCAAUUGUGUGUGUGUGUGUGUGUGUGUCUCUCUCUCUCUCUGUAUGCCCACACUAAUCAAGCCCCCGCAUCAUUGCUAUCGAAAAGUGAUAAGGCAAGGUGUGUGUGUGCACCAGCCAAUCCCGCGGAGAGGAAUGCUGGUAGUGUGGUGCGCUGAAAAUUGAUAAAAUUAAGCUGACUAACGGCAAACCCGACAUCGCAAUCAAUUUGAAAAGUGAAACCGAGCUCGCUUGAGUGGCUGCAAUUAACAUAAGUCUCAGGCAAACCGGGGAAUCCAAAGUCCGAUCCCGACAACGCACCGAAAGAGAACAGAACUGAACCUCCUCAAAAAAAUGACAAAAUACUAUGAAAGUGAAACCGUGUACAACUACUCCUGGGAGCAGGUCACACAGGGCUUCUGGAACCGAUACCCGAACCCGUUCAGCUCGCACGUACUCUCCGAGGACACGGUCUGCCGGGAGGUGCGGAAUGGGAAGCUGCACAGCAAGCGGCUCCUCACCAAGACGAACCACGUGCCGAAGUGGGGCGAGCGCUUCUUCAAGGCAAAGUCGGUCAACAUCGUGGAGGAGUCGGUGGUCGAUCCGAACGAGCGAACGCUCGUCACGUACACGCGUAACAUUGGCUUCAACAAAAUAAUGAGUGUGGUGGAAAAGGUGGUCUACAAAUCGCUCCCGGACCAGCCGGGCAAAACCAUCGCCAUCCGGUCGGCGUGGAUCGAUUCGUCCGUGUACGGCUUCGGUACCGCCAUUCGCGCGUUCGGGCUGGAGCGGUUCAAGAAGAAUUGCGCCAAAACGGUGAGCGGCUUCAACUACGUCCUGCAGCACAUGUUCCCGAACAAUCCGGUCGCGCUGGCAGCGGCCGCCGCCGCUGCCGCCAGCCAGGCCUCCAAGGCCCAGAAGCUGCGCGAAGCGGCCAAACACGCGUCGGACCACAUGAAGGCGCAGGCAGAACAUUUGGUACAGAACCUGUCCGUCAAGGGCUAGGAAGGAGGGGACACACACGGGGGGAGGAUACCAUGCAUCAAUUCCAACGGUAACGGAGCAGUCCCCCAGGUACACAAGUUGAUGCCGUAGGUUUGAUUUUAAGUCUUUGGUGUGGGGUUUUGUUCGGUACCGGGUUUUGUUACCCAAAAAAAGAGCUGUGGUUAGUACGUUAGAGAGAGGGAGAGAGAAGCAGAAAGAGAGCGAGAGAUAGGAAAUAGGAAAAGUUUUUAAAACAGCCGUUUCAAAAGUAGUUAUUCCCAUCUUCGAUCCGCGGACGUAAAGCCAACGCAAAGCAGGUCGUGUUCCACAUCUCAGCAGUAUUGUCAUGCGUGUGUGGCCUUGUUGGAAAGCAUGCCCCAUGACCCCCCGGUAUACCACAAAGUCCCAUGAAAAAAAGCCACAAAACCUACACAAAAUGCCGGCAGGGCCGCCGCCCGUCCAAAGAGCCCGUUGAAUUGUGCAAUUUCCAAACGAUUGGUUAAUCAUUCCACGUGAUUGUGUGCGCAUUGUGUGCCCCGGGAAGAACGGCACUCGACGAUCUCAUUUGCGCUUGAGAUCACUUCUCGCUUAGCGCGGAUCGCACGAAGUAGGUUGCUUGCUGCUGUUACUGCUGCUUCUGCUGCCGCUAAGCUGCUACUACUAGCAACCAGAACAAAAAACAGACGUUUGAUAGUGUUUAUUGUUAAUCCAUUAGUCUCUACUGUUCAAAAACCGAAGGGGCAGCGAUCGAGCGGAGGAGGCGACAGCAGUUGUGCGCGAAAGAUGGUAAUACUGACUUGAAUUCUCCCGGGAGGAAAGCAAACGAGAGACAGGGUAGAUUAUACAUUUGGAAUAGCGCGAAUAGGACGUAAACUAGAAUAUUCAAUUGUACGCUACUUUAAACAUAACUGGAAUAAAUCCAUCCUUAAACGAA
This is a messenger RNA of Anopheles coluzzii, 2073 nucleotides long. RefSeq names its product protein preli-like (gene prel). Gene Ontology annotation, cellular component: mitochondrial intermembrane space. The record is from RefSeq and is a predicted model, not a curated record. Gene Ontology annotation, biological process: phospholipid transport. Gene Ontology annotation, molecular function: phosphatidic acid transfer activity. The transcript is spliced from 3 exons. NCBI's taxonomy places the organism in Eukaryota, Metazoa, Arthropoda, Insecta, Diptera, Culicidae. The coding region runs from base 510 to 1160 and encodes 216 amino acids.